CUAGGAAGAAUAUAACCCUGGUAGACUGAGAUAGAUACACAUGGAUAUUCUUGGCGUAACGGUGUCCAGUGAAGAUCUUGUGAAUGCAGAGAUCAUCGCCGCCGCCGUGCUCAGCGUCUUGCUGGUGGCUCUGAGCACGUACGGCCGUCGGCACUGCCGCCACCCGGCGCUCCGCUUCUUCGUGUGGUGCUCCUCCGUCUUGUUCCUGCCGCUCACAUCCUUAAUCAUCUCCUCCUUGGUGAGCACGGCGAAGAAAAGACCGUGCGACGAGUCUCUGCCAAAACCCGAAUUAGAAAAGUGCACCAGUCCUGCAAACAAGAUCAACAUCCAGAACAUGUGGACCGUCCUCCUGUGGACCGUGCUCAUCCUCACCAGCAAGUGCAACGCCGACGUCGCGGCGGCGGCUGUCACCGCCGCUGCGGCCUUGCCUGCUGCCGGCGACCACAGCAUCGACGGGCAGAGGAUCAGCCCCCCCUUGGAGCUCGCGUUCAAGUACGUCUGGGUGGGGUGGCUGAUCGUCGUCUGCUUCCCGUUGGCGGGAUGGGUGGAGAAUUCCUUGAAAGCCAUCUUCGUCGCGUUCUGCGCGCUUGGCCUCGCCAAGGUGUCGCUCAAGAUGGCGGCCUUCCGGAUGGCGAGUGACUCGUUCGCCCUCGGCAAGAACGCGCGGCUCAUCGCCGGCUACAUGGCGCAGCUCGUCAGCGACGGCGGCGACGAGCAGGUGCCGCGUUACAUAGUGACGGGGGAGGCGAAGAAGCACGUCGAGGAGAGCCCUCAGGGGUACCGCGUCAAGGGCCAGGUUCUUGACGACAAGCUCAGCAGCCUUGUCACGCUGGACCGCGUGUGGAGGUUGGCGGAGCACGGCGACGGCGUACUCGCGCAGCGGCAGGAGCUCAGAGACCUCUGCCUCUCCUACUCCCUCUUCAAGAUCCUGCGGCGGCGGCUGUCAGGGUACCCCCUGGCCGAUGCCGGGUCCGGAGAAGCCCUCAACUUCGUGCUCGGGGGCAUGGACAGCGUUGGCUCCGGCGUCAACGUCGACCGGCUGUUCCGUGUCCUCGUCGACGAGCUCUGCUUUGCAAGUGAUUUCUACUAUUCUCCCAUUCCACUGUGCACCUUCGGCGGGUGGUGCGCCGCUCUCAACUACCUCUGCUCCGUCCUCAUCAUCGUCGGAGCCGUAGCCGUGGGAUGGCUUUAUCAGCACGAGGAUCUGAUAGGUUCCACUUCUUACAAGGUCAUCACUUUCUCUCUCCUGCUGGCCGCCGUGCUCGUCGAGACAUGGGAGAUCGUCGCCGGUGUGUGCUCCAACUGGACCAAGAUGGUCCUGCUCGGACACUACAUCAGACACGAGAAGGCAUGGCGCCAAUCGAGCUGCGUCCACGCGGCCCUCGCGGCGGUGCUGCGGCUGAGGCCUGCCGGGCGGUGGUGCGACAAGAUCGGUCAGAACUCGGUGCUAGAGCCUCGCCGUUUCCGCAGGCGGACUGGGCUCCUCUUGGAGAAGUUGUACGGCGGCGCGGGGCUCAUGAGGUCCGUCGCGGUCUCGCCGGCCGUGAGGGACGCCGUGCUCAGGUCACUGCUGAGCAGCUACGGGAGGAUGAGCAAAGGUAGCGCGGCGGUGCGGCGGGUCGGCGGCAAGGUUGACUGGGCGCUGUACGGUACUCAGAAGAGCUGGGGGUGGACCGGAGACGGAAGCAGCAACACGGAGCUGAUCCUCACGUGGCACGUCGCCACGAGGCUUUUCGAGAUGAAGUCAACGUCGGCCUCACCGGACAUGAUCGCCGCCAGCCACCUCUCCAACUACUUCGCCUACCUGGUGGCGGCGGCGCCGGAGCUGCUGCCGGACUGCUCCGAAUGGUCCAAGAAACGGUACAAGGAGGUGUCGGAGGACGUGCGUGGAGCGCUUGGGGCGGACAGCGGCGGCGGCGGGAGCGAGUCGACAGAGGGGAUGUACGGGCGGCUGGUGACGGCGCUGAGCGCCGUGUCGCGGGACACGGUGCUGCGGCGGGGCGCGGAGCUCGGGCGGCACCUGGUGGCGCAGUACGCAGGGGACGAGGUGUCGGCGUGCCGGAUCCUGGCGGACUUCUGGUCGGAGAUGGUGAUCUACGUGGCGCCGUCGGAGAACGUCAAGGGCCACGUCCAGGCCAUGGCGCGCGGCGGCGAGUUCAUAACGCUCGUCUGGGCGCUGCUCCUCCACGCCGGCGUCACCACCAGGCCGGAGACGCCGCCAGGCGGUUCGUAAAAUUUUCCAACCAAGUUUGCAUAUCCCACACUAUUCAAGCAUUGUUGAGGGCGAUUGUGGGCAAGAACUUCCACGCAAAUGUCAUUGAAGCCUUGGUGGUAAAUGAAUCACAUUUUGCCACAACCUUUACCAGCUUUUCCAUCUAAAAAUCCAUGAACUGUCAUUCCAAAAAAUACUACUAGCAACUACCAGUAACAUUGUGGUGGUGUGCAACACGAGUGCGGGGGUAGGGAUGGCAAGGGUGGCGGCCUAUGCACCAGGGUUGCGUUGGGGGUGCCUCGGUGCG
Messenger RNA from Panicum hallii, 2519 nucleotides. RefSeq lists its product as uncharacterized. NCBI's taxonomy places the organism in Eukaryota, Viridiplantae, Streptophyta, Magnoliopsida, Poales, Poaceae. The record is from RefSeq and is a predicted model, not a curated record. The transcript is spliced from 2 exons. Bases 41 to 2233 code for a protein of 730 amino acids.